Molecule: messenger RNA, 2709 nt
Organism: Rotaria sp. Silwood2
Lineage: Eukaryota; Metazoa; Rotifera; Eurotatoria; Philodinida; Philodinidae
Source: the annotation of a GenBank genome assembly
AUGAGUGAGCGUGGUCGUGCUCGUGGUCGUGGUCGUAGUCGUCCUGUAGUACCAGGCGAAGCAAGUAGUGAACCAAGUGGUGCUGCUGGUAUCACUGCACCUACUAGUGAAGCACCAACUACAUCAGCUUUAGCUUCAUUAGUACCAACACCUACUGUUCCUCCAGCUAGUGAAACACCAACAUCUGAAUGGUCAACAACAGAAGCUGCACCAGCCGUACAACAAAGUGCAAUACGUCGAAUUGGUGGCGGUGGUACAAUGAGUAUUCCUCGAGGUCGUGGUCUUGACAAAUUAGCUCCACAUAUGGCUGGAAUGUCAAUUGGUGAACAUCGUGAAGGUCGUUCUCGUGGACCACCAAUACAUGAUGAAUCUCAAAGACGUGUUGUUGAUCCUACACGUGUUAGUUUUCGUGAACCAGGAACAGAAAAACAAGGAACAUCAGGAGAAAUUAUUGCAUUAAUUGCAAAUUAUGUUCGAAUAUUAUCUGCACCACAAUGGUUACUUUAUCAAUAUCAUGUUACAUUUAUACCAGAUAAUAUUGAUUCUAGAAAAACACGGCGAGAAUUACUUGCACAACAUAAAGGUGUUUUACAAGAUGUUGCAUUUGAUGGACAAACUUUAUAUUCAUUUAAUGAUCUUGGUGAUGAUCAUGAAACAAAAUCAUUUCAUGAACCUACUAGUCAAGAUAUAACUAUUCAAUUACAUAAAGUAGCUGUACAAGGUCCUGAAUCACCGAAUUUUUUCCAUUUAUCGAAUUUAAUUAUGAGAAAAUUAUUGGAAUUAGCUGGCAUGAGAAUGAUUGGUCGAUCAUAUUAUCAAUUUGAUAAAAAAAUUGAUAUCGAUCGAUUUAAUUUAACUUUAUUUCCAGGUUUUGAAACAGCUAUUAAUGUUUAUGAAGGUGUUUUAAUGAUGAAUGUUGAUUUAUCACAUAAAGUGAUUAAUAAUGUUAGUAUUUAUCAACGUUUACAAAAUAUUUUUGCACAAUUUCAAGAAUAUAAACUUGCACAAGAUACAGCAAUGCGAGAAUUAGUUGGACAAAUUGUUAUUACAACAUACAAUCAUAAAACAUAUAAAAUUGAUGAUAUUGCAUGGGAUAAAACACCUCAAAUUACAUUUUCAAGACGUGAUGGAAAAGAUAUAUCAUUAAUUGAUUAUUAUCAAGAACGUUAUCAAUUACAAAUAGUUGACCAUACACAACCAUUACUUGUAUCAAAACCAUCACGACGAAAUCGACGAGCUGGAAUUACAGGACCAAUUUUAUUAAUUCCAGAAUUUUGUCGUGAAACGGGUAUUUCGGAUUCAAUGCGAAAUGAUUUUAAUCUUAUGAAAGAAUUGGCUUCAUAUACACAUAUUGAACCAACUCCUCGAUAUCAAUCAUUGAUCGAUAUGGUUAACACAAUUAAUACAUCACCUCGUUGUCGUCAAUAUAUGUCAAAAUGGAAUUUACGAUUGGACGAUAAUUUAGUUGAACUGGAAGCUCGUACCCUUGAACCGGAAACAAUUAAUUAUAGUGAUCGCUCAGUUCGAUAUAAACAACAAGAAGCUGAUUGGAGUCGUGAUGGUCGUGGUUGUCGUCAUUUAAAACCUGGUCAUUUGGAUAAAUGGCUUGUAGUUUAUGAAGGAAAACAAAAACCUAUUGCUAAUGAACUUAUUAAUACACUCUAUAAUGUGUGCACACCAAUGGGUAUGCGCGUAGAAUAUCCUGAAAUUGCUGAACUACAAAAUGAUCGACCAGAAACAUAUUUAAAAGCAUUAGAACAAUAUUGUCUUAAUCAACAAUAUAAUCUUGUUCUCUGUGUAUUAAGUAAUAAUCGAAAAGAUCGUUAUGAUGCAUUAAAAAAAUUCUUAUGUAUGGAUACAGCUGUUCCAUCACAAAUGGUACUUUUAAAAACUUUAAAUAAACGUGGUCAAUUAAUGUCAGUUGCCACAAAAAUUGGUAUUCAAAUAUCAGCUAAAUUAGGUGGAGAGAUUUGGUCCGUUUCGAUUCCAUCAAAAAGUUUGAUGAUUAUUGGUAUUGAUUCAUAUCAUGAUAAAAAACGUAAACAAGUAUCAAUAGCUGCAUUUGUUGCAACAACAAAUCCUCAAUGUACAUCAUAUUAUUCACGCAUUAUUAUGCAAACAACAACACAAGAGUUAGUUGAUGGUAUAAGUGUUUGUAUUCGAGAUGCAUUAAAAGCAUUUUUUAUGCAAAAUAAUACGAUGCCUGAACGAAUUAUUAUUUACCGUGAUGGUGUUGGUGAUGGACAACUUCAAGCUGUUUAUGAACAUGAAUUACCACAAAUUGAAGAAACAUUUAAUAAAGUACAAGAAGGUUAUUCACCUAAAUGGGCUAUGAUUAUUGUUAAAAAACGUGGUUGCUCAAGAUUUUUUGCUAAAAAUACUCAUCAAUUAUACAAUCCACCACCAGGAACGAUAAUUGAUCAUACAAUUACACAUCAAAAUUGGUUUGAUUUUUAUCUUAUUUCACAAUGUGCUAGACAAGGUACAGCAGCACCGACACAUUUCAAUGUUAUUUGGGAUCGAACUACAUUUAAAGUAGAUCAUAUUCAACGGCUUACAUUUAAAUUAUGUCAUCUUUAUUAUAAUUGGCCCGGUACUAUCCGAGUACCAAUGGUUUGCCAAUAUGCUCAUAAACUUGCAUAUCUUGUUGGUCAAUCUCUUCAUCAAGAUUUUCAUCAUGAUCUCUCAAAUAAACUUUUCUAUUUAUAG